Messenger RNA from Scomber scombrus (Atlantic mackerel), 1867 nucleotides. RefSeq names its product ganglioside GM2 activator (gene gm2a). Gene Ontology annotation, cellular component: cytoplasmic side of plasma membrane. Lineage: Eukaryota; Metazoa; Chordata; Actinopteri; Scombriformes; Scombridae. Gene Ontology annotation, molecular function: enzyme activator activity; lipid carrier activity. The transcript has 4 exons. The record is from RefSeq and is a predicted model, not a curated record. The coding region runs from base 143 to 727 and encodes 194 amino acids. Gene Ontology annotation, biological process: ganglioside catabolic process; lipid transport.
AACACAGCGGCUCAGAGACUUUCUGCAUGUGUUUGGACACCGAUCACUUCAACCUUACCGAUCACACCGAGGUUACCGAUCAUUUUAACGUGAACCAGUCUGCACAGCGGAUCCUCUUCCUCCUCUUCCUCCGGUCUGCAGGAUGCAUCAAUGUCUGAUCCUCGCUGUGACUCUGAGUCUGACUGCAGCUGCAGGUUUCACUAGAGUCAACUACAGGAGAGUCACCAACGCCAAGAUUUUGGGAUUUGACUGGAAGAACUGCGGGAAGCCCGACGAUCCAGCUGUGUUGAAGAAUCUGAGCGUGUCUCCGGAUCCCAUCUCCAUCCCAGGUGACCUGACGGCCUCCGCCGCCGGAUCCACGUCUGUCGAGCUGACCGCUCCUCUGUCCGUGAAUGUGACUCUGGAGAAGGAGGUGGCAGGUUUCUGGGUGACAGUUCCCUGUUUGGAGGAGAUAGGAAGUUGUCACUAUAAGGAUGCUUGUGAUGUUUUAAAUCAGCUGAUCCCACCUGGUCAGGACUGUCCUGAGCCGCUGCACACCUACGGUCUGCCCUGCCGCUGCCCCUUUAAAGCUGGCUCGUACUCUCUGCCCCAGUCAGACUUCUACCUGCCCCACGUGGAUCUGCCCUACUGGCUCACCAACGGGAACUACCGGGUGCAGGGCGUCCUGGGCAUGGAGGGGAACGAGCUGGGCUGCCUCAAAAUCGCUCUUUCCCUCCACUCCAACUAAAAACCAAACACCAGAGUCAGUUAGUGGGGAGAAGCUCAAGGAGUUUUUGUUUAUUUGCACAUUUAAAAAACGAUCAAAAAUUGGGAAAGAAGCUGAAGUUGCACAAAGUAUUGAAACGGAUAAACCUCGUUAAUUUUAAGAAAAGGACAAAAUGUGAUGACGAACACAAACAUUUCUUAUUUUAUACAUUAAGUUGCAGGUUGCUAAUAAUAGCUUAAUAGUAGCCAUUAUCAGAUCGUACAUUUUAUAAGCUUAUAUUGAAUCUCUUCUGCAAGGUUUAUUAGGCUUGGGCGGUAUCUACUCCUCAUACUUUCAUAGCUACCUGACAUUUCACCAGGUUUACGGUUUAUGAAGAUAUUUGUGUUUAAAAACAAACAAACAAACAAAUGCAUUUAGCCUAUUUAGACCAGUCUUGCUGGGUUUAAAUACUCAUGGUACAUAUACUAAUGAAACAAUACAUUAGACAGACACUGAUACCUUAGUGAGCUGAACGGAGAUGACGUGCUGGUAAAAUCAUGCAGCUAAUUAACUGCUUUUGUAGUUGGAAGCCGUCAUCUCAACAUAAAGUUAUAGGUGUUGAUAUAAAGCUGUUGUGGUGAAGGAGUGAUUCAGAGUGGCUCAACAGCACGGUAUGGAGUAUGUUAGUGUGAUUAUGUGUCAGCUGAAUGGAACAACAGUAUCUGUUGAACAGGGAAAACACUUUAAAUCAUGUUGUGGCAGGAAACAAUGUUUUCCUGCAGCUGAGUCUCCUUAAACCUGGAAUUUAUGAAUGGAGUCUGGCUGGACGCGUCUUCUAGAUGAUAUGACUGGUGGAAAAGUACUUUAUGACUACUCUUCAUCCACACUGUGACCCAGCAGAGUUUAAUCAUAUAUAUAUAUAUAACUGAAGCAAAGUAUUCAUACAGAUUCAUAAUUAGUCUCUAUCAAAUGUCUGCACAGUGAAUUCUAUCUACCCAGGAAAGACUGACCUCUGCCCUCUGGUGGCCGUUGCUGUGUACUACAACACAACAUCUAUUCAACAGUUUAAUAGAAAGUGGAGCUUCUGUAUUUUUGACACAUUGAAAAUCAAACCUUUGUGAUUUCUAAAUACCCUGAUAAACCAUAAUGCCUCGAUGCCACCCUAACGUUUAUCCACUUUAA